This is a messenger RNA of Knipowitschia caucasica, 1572 nucleotides long. The record is from the annotation of a GenBank genome assembly. NCBI's taxonomy places the organism in Eukaryota, Metazoa, Chordata, Actinopteri, Gobiiformes, Gobiidae.
AUGCACCGUGGAAAGGCCAGCGUCCUACAUAAAGAGUGCGGGACAUCGGAGCAGAGCGCACACGGGGCAACACACCAUUGUGCUGACAACUCUCAAAGACAACACAACAAUAUCCAGAGAGGAGGAGUUGAAGAAAUGUUCCGAUUAAGUGACCCCAGGAGUUCUGCCCUGGUUAUAAUGGGACUUCUGUCGUUCUCUCACAUCAAAGCAGCUGUUUUGAAGCCGGAGGGCGCCUUGGACAGCGGGGCCACCGUCCUGAACCACUCCAUGAGCUUGGUGCAGCGUCUGGAGAACUUGUUCCUGUCCGGAAACAGCAGCGACGUGACUCUGAGGGUGCAGACCAUCAACACGGACGAGGUGAAGGUGCUGCAGUCCCACUCUCUGGUGCUCAGUCUGCAGAGCGACGUCUUUGAGGAACUGCUGCUCUCACGGAACUCCACCACUUUGGUUCUGAGGGAGGCAGCUGACUGUGCUGCAGUUUUUGAUAAGUUCCUCAGAUAUUUCUACUGCGGAGACAUUGGUGUGCGACUCGACCAGGCCAUUCCGCUGCACAAAUUGGCCAGUAAGUACCAUGUGGGAGCCUUGCAGCAGGGAAUGACCCAAUACAUGACCCAACAUCUCUCCAGUGAUUCCCCUUCGGGCCAUGUGGUCAGCUGGUACAACUAUGCUCUGCAAAUUGGAGAUGCCGCCCUGAGGGACAGCUGCUUGCAGUACCUGUCCUGGAACCUGUCCUCGGUGCUGCAGAGUGCCGAAUGGGGCUCUAUAAGCGAAGACUUGCUUCUUUCUCUGCUCCAACGCUCCGACCUCAUUCUGCAAAGUGAGCUUGAGUUGUAUGAAGCCGUAGAGGCCUGGAUAAACCAUAAUCAGCCCAUCGGCGCCAUUAUAGAAAGUGCACUGAGAGCUAUCAGGUAUGGCAUGAUCCCUCCACAGCAGCUUUUCCACCUGCAGAAACAAUCUCCCCUGCUUGUAAAGUACUACGAGGCAAUCCGUGAUCUCCUCUAUCUGGCGUUCCAGUUCCAUUCUGCCUCGCCAAUCCAACUCGCCAAGUACUUUGAUGUAAAUUGUAGUAUAUUCACACCACGCAACUACCUGUCUCCCACCUGGGGCUCCAGCUGGGUCAUCAACAACCCAACCCGUGACGAUCGCAGCUUCAGUUUUCAGACCCAGCUGGGCCCCAGUGGUCACGACUCCAACAAAAGAGUGACCUGGAAUGCUCUUUUUUCACCCCGCUGGCUGCCACUCAGCGCAAGAUCCACCUAUACAGAACUCGGGGCAAUGCAGCCAACGCGUACGGACGGCGGUCGCCCUAGGGUCAUUGUGACACCCGCUACGUCCAGCCCAGAUUUUGCCGGAGUGGGAUUCCAGAAGACCGUUAUUGUCAUGGCUAAACAGCAGGGGAAAGUGGUUGUACGUCAUGUCUAUAACUUUCACCAAAGCACAGAGGAGUCAGGGGAUUUCUUGGUGGAUGCAGACCUCCAACGCCGCGCCUCAGAGUAUCUCAUUGAUAGUUCGUUGUACCUGCAUGUUGUCAUAAAACCUGUCUAUCACACUCUGCUGGUUUCAAGAAAAUAA